Messenger RNA from Metopolophium dirhodum (rose-grain aphid), 3324 nucleotides. RefSeq lists its product as uncharacterized. NCBI's taxonomy places the organism in Eukaryota, Metazoa, Arthropoda, Insecta, Hemiptera, Aphididae. The record is from RefSeq and is a predicted model, not a curated record.
GACGAUGACCACGUCCGAGACGUCCGGUUAUGUGUUUUAUUCGCCGGCUCACACGCACGUCGCACACCACACGUCGUCGUCGUCGCAGUCGCAGUCGUUUAACACAACGUUCAGUCGCUCGUUUGCCGUUGUCGCGUCCGUUGCGCCCCUCGUGGCCACUGCUAAGUUUACCCGUCACCGAUGUACAUAUGUAUAUAUAAUAUAUAAACGCGUAUAAUAUCGUACAGUAAUAUAACAAACGCUCAGAGUCGUAUUUUAAAGAAUCGAUUUUUAAAAUUUUUUUUUUUAAUUUUACCGUUCAAUUUAUCGAGUGCCGAUCAGAGUAUACUAGUUACAAGACCUGAGACGAGAAGCCAACUAAACAAAAAAAAAAAUUCGACAAACAUACUAUAUUAUACUCCGCUUCCAAGCCGGACAAUGUAUCUCGGAAUGGUUUCGACACGACUGAUGGCGAUGGCCCUGGCGGUCGUCUGGUGCUGUUCGAUGACCGCCUCGGAACAACACUGGAAAUGGUCCAAGCCGUACACGUGGAUGAGCUCGCCUAAGUCGUACUCUCCGUCGUACCCGGCCGUCUACGGCAAACCGCAACCGCGACCGUACAUACCGUCUGGUCACGACAAACACCGAGACCGGUGCGAACUGCGAAAAGCGGUGUUCACCCAGGACGCCAAUUCGCCGCAGUACAUCGUCUACAAGACCAAAAUCCCGGAUUUGAAAGAAUUCACGCUGUGCCACUGGCACAACAUCUUCAACUACACGCACGAUCAGCCCAUAUUCUCGUACACGCAUCCCGGUAAACCCCGUGUCAUAUAUUCGUGGAUCGAGAACAAGCCCGACAAAACGUACUACUCGUUGGCCAUCAACGGGCACACCAUCUACAGGAUUAAUUACCCGGAGAAGUUGUUCAAAUGGUACCAUGUGUGCCAGUCGUGGAACGGUCACACGGGCGAGUGGCAGCUGUGGAUCAAUUCCGAGAGAGUGGGCAGAGGAUUCUACAACUUGAUGGCCGGCAAGAAGAUCAAGGGUGGCGGCGUGGCCAUCAGCGGACGGGAGUACGUGGAACAAGCGUUGGCCGUUCACUACCCGGCGUUCUCGGGAGAACUGACUCUGGUGUCGCUGUACAAGGCGGCGCUGACCGCGGGCAAGGCGUACAACGACCACAAGCACCAUCACGUGCACAACUUCCAUCACGGUUACGACGAGUCGGUGGACGAGGCCGACACCGAGGCGCCACCGACGCUGCCCCCCGGCCCGGAGGCCACGCGGCCGCCGCAUUUGGCGCACGGCGGUGCGUUCGCCAACGGUCAGCGCGUGCCCGGAGUGGCGGUGCCGAAUGCCGCGGGCCCGGCGCCGCAGCAACCGCCGACGAUGCCGCUGCACCUCCCGCAACUGCCACCGUCCCCGCAACUGCCGCUGUUCGACGGCGGCCUGUACGACUUCUACGACGCGCCGCACGCCGACGAGACGUUCCGCGUCAACCUGUUGGACAAGCGCUCGGACGACAACCGCCGCAGCAGCCUGGUCCGUUACAAGCGCAGUUGGAUGCCUCUGUUCCGGCAACCGAUGUCCGACAUCGAUGUCGUCACUGACGCCGACGCCACCUCAGCCGCCGCCCGGAACGCCCGGUCCAACGACGGCGACCCGCACGACCGGAAGCGCGAACCGGCCGAGUGGGAGGUGGUCAAAGUGGCCGGCGUGUGCGCGGCCUGCGUGCCCGACCCGUUCGGCGCCGCUUCCGUCCUGUCCUGGCACGAGACCCGCAAACAGUUCUACAACGGCGCCCUGUACCUGCCCGCCCUGCCCAAGUGCUACCUGUUCUGAUGAGAUUCGCGUGGCCGCCGUCGGUUCGCCUCCAACCCCGCCUCCACAAAAUCUUCCGGACCCGCCUGCACCCGCCGCCGACGCGAUAUCGCCAUACACUUUAUUAUAGCACGGCGGCGGCGGGUGGGCGCGUCAAUGUACAUAUACUUAUACUUAUAAUAUUAUUACUAUUAUUGUUAUUAUCGAUAGAGUGUAGAACUUAUAAUAAUAUUAUUAAUUAGUUUUAAUACAUUAGUAGCCCAAUGCGCAUAAUUUUUUCAGACGCCGGGCGUGACACUGCAUUUUAAGCGAUAUGAAUUCGUAAAUUUUACCAAAAACUAAAAUUCCGAGACAUUUUUGGACGGUUUCAUUGCGAAAAAAAAAUCGAAAACCGUUCCGCGGGCGAAAUCCAGUAUACCUAUACCGCGGUAUGCAAACGGUCAAUCCGUCUGUAGUGUUAUUUAUUUAUAAACCGUAUUCUACUGCAGUAUUGUAACACAGUCGUACUAUUAUAGAACAGUGAUAAACAAAAAAAAACUGUAUACAAUCGUUUUCAGUCCGCGUCCGCAAGUGCGCUAUGACAACGAAAGGAUCCGAUGAUAAAUUCCGAAAUUUCAUCAUUGCCGUUUACGACAAAACACAGUUACAAAGAAAAUGUUUAUGCUUAUUUUUUAAUAAUAUUUUAAAGCGUAGACUAUUUUUUUUUUUCAUGAAAUCAGCAUACGUCAUAACACUUGUAAUUCGUUAUUUCUACAGGACACUUCAUCACGAGUAGAACAAAAAAUCACAGACAUUAAAAAUAAUAUGGUCUUUAAAUAUAUUACAAAAAAUUCCAUAAAUCGAAAGGAAAAAUUUGGGUACCAUGUUUGAUGAAUCACUCUGUAUAUAUAUACACUAUACAGGUUCGUAGGUUGAACUUAUUGAUAUUUUAGGUUCUGCGCGUGUACCUUUUUUCUUUACACAAUGACGUGCCAUGCACCAUAAAAGCCGGUCUAUAGUCAAUCAAAGACUUUGAUCGAACUUUAGGGUUCGCUCUAUUCAUCCAUAUCAAUUGAACGCGAAGGCCAUAUAAAUAAUUAUAUCCGAUAAAUCUCCAAACCUAUUUGGUGCUACAUUACAAUCGAUCGGAUUCGAGAACACAGGACUGCUGCAGGAGAUCUAUUAUAAUUGUGAAAUUCUUUAGCGAACUUAAGUUCCAUUUUGAUUACAACAAUCGUCCCACAAUCUAACAACAUAAUUAAUAAACCGUAAACAUUUUUCCGACACAAAACUGUACAAUGACGUGGUACAAUAAUUAUAUAUAUUUUCGUUGUAAUAUAUUCGUUAUUAUAUCAUCAUAAUAUGUUUAGUAUGAAUUAUUUACGUUGAGCGGUUUUGUACAAUUUUUAUUAUUUAUGUAAGGAAUAAAUUAAAACUAUAUUUUUUUGCUUAGUGUUAGUUGAAAAUAAUUGUAUAACUGUGAUAUUGUUACCGUGUAUAUAAUUAUAUAUUAAAUUAAAUAAUAUAUUUCAUGUAUAAAUAUUA